Photinus pyralis (common eastern firefly) is the source of this 818-nucleotide messenger RNA. RefSeq names its product mitochondrial pyruvate carrier 2-like. Gene Ontology annotation, molecular function: pyruvate transmembrane transporter activity. Lineage: Eukaryota; Metazoa; Arthropoda; Insecta; Coleoptera; Lampyridae. Gene Ontology annotation, biological process: pyruvate import into mitochondria. Gene Ontology annotation, cellular component: mitochondrial inner membrane. The transcript is spliced from 4 exons. The record is from RefSeq and is a predicted model, not a curated record. Bases 187 to 552 code for a protein of 121 amino acids.
GACUCCGUUGUCAACAACCCGUUCUGAGGAGUGCAGUAAAUAUUAUUUAAUUAACUACAUAUAUGCCAUGAACAUGUUUCGCUUCCCCUCUACUACGAAUACUUUAUUCAAAUUAUAAUCUGGUUUCUAUUACCUAUUUUACCUUGAAUUUGUCAUUUCGAUUUUUUCGUUCAGUUAUUUUAAAAUAUGUCGAUAAUCUACAGGAAAACAAUAGGAAUGGUGGAGAAGGUUAUACCGAAAAAAUGUCUUCCUUUUUGGAAUCAUCCCGCAGGUCCAAAAACAGUGUUCUUCUGGGCUCCCAGUUUUAAAUGGGGAUUGGUGAUCGCAGGGAUUAGUGAUUUAACCCGACCAGCUGACAAACUUAGCAUGCCUCAAACUAUUGCAUUGGCUUCAUCUGGAUUUAUAUGGUCUCGAUAUUCAUUAAUAAUAAUACCAAAGAAUGUUUAUCUCUUCAGUGUUAACUUAUUUGUUGGUGUAACUCAACUUUAUCAACUGGCACGUGCAUUCAGGUACCACCAGAGUUUGAAAGACAAGGACGCUAAAACCACUUAGUUUGCAAAUAAGUUACGUUUGUUUUGAACUUAAUGAAAUUUAUAUUAAAUUAUCAUAAUUUUAAAGUAGGUAGAGUGAUAACCCAGUAGGUAUUUUUAUUGCGCAACAACAUGCAGCGUGUUUGCAUCAUAUAUAUAAGUUGCAUUAAUAUAAGAUAUAUAGGACAACGUACAGUCUAUCUCUCUCAAGUGUCUAUGGUCUAAGCUUUCCUUACUAUUCGUGGCAUAAUUACACUGACCACAAAUUAAACAAUCAGUAUUUUUCGA